This is a messenger RNA of Paramisgurnus dabryanus, 5045 nucleotides long. It is a transcript of the gene b3galt1b, whose product is annotated as UDP-Gal:betaGlcNAc beta 1,3-galactosyltransferase, polypeptide 1b. The record is from RefSeq and is a predicted model, not a curated record. Gene Ontology annotation, biological process: protein O-linked glycosylation. Gene Ontology annotation, molecular function: N-acetyl-beta-D-glucosaminide beta-(1,3)-galactosyltransferase activity. Lineage: Eukaryota; Metazoa; Chordata; Actinopteri; Cypriniformes; Cobitidae. Gene Ontology annotation, cellular component: Golgi membrane.
UUCAGGCUCUCAUUCGCACACACGCAGUCGAAGCGACAGCAGUGAAAGUCCGGAGUAUGGAGGCGACGAAAGCGAUGGUUGGAGAACAGCGGAGAGACUGUGGAACAGAAGGAAUGGAUCAUGUCUAAGAUGAUACAUCCUACAGUCAGUAACUAGAAUGAUGAUAGAUGAUUUCAGUAAAACAUGCAGAAGAGCGAAUCCCAAACCCUGCAACAAAUGCUCAUAAUUUACCCACAAAGGGGAGACGCUGGAUUCUCACCAUCCAUUUUUGACAGUUAAUGUCAAGCAGUACACAGAUGCAGCAAAGAUCUGCAUAUCUGCCUGAGGUAUCGUCACUAAUGGCUGAAAAGCUGUUCAAGAUUUACAGCUCCAACCGCACAUGAAUACCUCACGAUGCCUUCGAAAGUCUCAUGCCUGUACGUGCUGACGGUCGUCUGCUGGGCGAGCGCUCUCUGGUAUCUCAGUAUAUCCAGACCCACGUCGUCCUACGUGAGCCAGCUGUCCGCGCCCGCGCGCAAACCCACGAAAGCGCACAAGAACGUCAGCGUCACGUUUGGGAACAUCAGGACGCGGCCGUUAAACCCCCACGCUUUCGAUUUCAUCAUCAACGAGCCCAAAAAGUGCGAAACGAACGUUCCCUUUCUCGUCAUCCUCAUAACGACGACGCAUAAGGAGUUCGACGCCCGCCAAGCCAUUCGAGAGACGUGGGGCGACGAGAGCACGUUCAGCGACCUCCGCAUCAUCACGAUGUUUCUGCUGGGACGCAGCACGGACGCGGUGCUCAACCAGAUGGUGGAGCAGGAGAGCGAGAUCUUUCACGACAUCGUAGUGGAGGACUUCAUCGACUCGUACCACAACCUCACGCUCAAAACGUUGAUGGGAAUGCGCUGGGUGGCCACCUUCUGCAACCAAGCCAAGUACGUGAUGAAAACGGACAGCGAUAUCUUCGUAAACAUGGACAACUUGGUGCAUAAACUCUUGAAGCCGGCCACCAAGCCCAGACGGAGGUACUUUACGGGUUACGUCAUCAACGGAGGACCUAUAAGGGACAUGCGCAGCAAGUGGUACAUGCCCAGGGAUCUUUACCCGGAGAGCAAGUAUCCUCCGUUCUGCUCGGGCACAGGGUACGUGUUCUCCGCCGACGUAGCCGACUUGAUCUAUAAGACUUCUCUGCACACCAGACUCUUACACCUGGAGGAUGUUUAUGUCGGCGUGUGUCUCAGGAAGUUGGGGAUUCACCCGUAUCAGAACAGUGGCUUCAAUCACUGGAAAAUGGCCUACAGUCUCUGCAGGUACCGCAGAGUCAUUACCGUGCACCAGAUCUCUCCUGAAGAGAUGCAUCGGAUCUGGAACGACAUGACUAGCAAGAAACAUCUCAAGUGUUAGAUAAAGACACCUCUUCGUGCCCUUUUUAUACCCGCAGUGCAAGGAGUUUUGGGACAUGUGGUGCACAUACUGUAGAGAUCUUUCUUAGAAACACUAACACCCUUCUGGGGCAUUUAAACAAAUCCAGACAACUAUGAUGAGAAAUGGUAGAUGAAAUACUCUUCAUGUUUAUAUUAUAACUGUGCUGGUCUGUUUUAAAGCAAGUGAAGGUGCAACUGCUGGUUUAGAAAAGAAUUCAUGCUAACUUGCGUGAUCAUUUUGCUUUUGAGUUUUCGGUUUGCAAAGCAAAUGAAUGUUGAUGAUAUUUUGUGUUUCUUUUUUUGCACAGCCGUGACAGAAGUAAAACCUGUGCACACAGAUAUUUAGAAUUUGAACGCCUUUUAUACACAUUUUUAUUGCUUUCAGCUGUUUGCUAACAACUCUUUUGACACAUUUUGACCGUGUUCAGAUCCAUUACCCAGAAUUGCACUCGCAAAAAAAUGUGAAAGUGUCAGACAAAUGAGAGUUGAACUGUUGCUUGAUUUAUGUUUACAUGAUGAAAAAAAGUGAAUAGCUUUUUUCCGAGAAAACAAACAAACAGUGAUGUAUAGUUUGUUAUUUACAACCGGUAGAAAAAUGAUUUUCUUACCCCCAAAAUCCAAGCAGAAACAGCUUACACAUUUGCAGUGUUUGCAAUUGUAAAUUAAAGUCAUGAUGGCUUUAAUAACUUAUGGGUUUACUGUAUAAUGCAGUGUACAUCUGACAUUUAAUCAAGCACUAUGAAAACGAGGAAGUCAAAAUUGGAAAUCUUUCAUUGGAAAAUGAUUCUGUUGAGGCCAAAAUGUGAUUCAUGUUUAUUUUUUUUUUUGGAAAUUGUUUGCUUAUUGCUGGGUAGUGACAUUUAACUGUGACAACAUUAAUGAUCAACACACUGUCCCCAUGGGGAUGUUGUAUUAUACUGUGUAUUUUUACAUAAAAAUCUAUUACUGUGCUUUUUUAAAGUGGUUACAUUUUUAUUUGAUUGUUUUUCUAAUUUACAUCUGAAAUGGUUGACAUGGUUUUGCUUCAGGUAAUAAGUAUUUUUAGACAAAAGAAGUCUUAAAAUCCUUUCAAAGUAAGGAUUUACAAUAAAGGUCUAUUUGUUAACAUUAGUUAAUGCAUUAACUAGCAUGAACUAACAGUGAGCAAUAUUUUGACCCUGAACCACAAUACCAGUCAUAAGUGUAAUUAUUUUAAAAUUGAGAUUUAUACAUCAUCAAAGCUGAUUAAUAAGUUUUCAAUUAGGAUAGAAUAACUUAAAAAUCUAGAAUCUGAAGUUGCAAAAAAAAAUCAAAAUAUUGAGAAAAUCGCCUUUCAACUCUUUCCCCGCAUUUGACGAGUUAUCUCGUCAAUUAAGAGAGAACAAUUGCAUAAAAAACUUGUUCCUAAUGAGGUUUUAUGUUAAUCUGUAAUACCGUGAUUAUCCACUAGAUGGCACUUAUCAAUUUAUUAAAAAAAACUAAAGCAAUUUUUUUUUACUUUGUGCACUGCAAAAAAAUUAAAAAAUUCAAGAAAAAAAUGUCUUAGUAUUUUUGUCUUGUUUUCAGUAAAGAUAUAUAAAAAUUCUUAAAUAAAGAUGCUUUUUUGAUGAGCAAAACAACCCAAGAAAAUAAGUCUAGUUUUUUAUAAGUUUUAAAUUUAAGUCAUUUUGUGCAGAAAACAAGCAAAAAAAAAAAAAAUCUGCCAAUGGGGUAAGCAAAAAAAUCUUGAGAACAUUUUUCUUAAACACUAAAUUCAAUUUGCUUAUUUAAUCAUUUUUAGAUAUUUUUACUCAGAACAAGACAAAAAUACUAAGAUUUUUUUUUCUUGAAAAUCAUUUUUUUGCAGUGUGUAUGUUUUGAUAAUCAUUCUGAAUCUGAUCUCUAACAAAAUUCCUUCAUAAAAAUGCAAUUAUUUCAGCUUUUUGGUUUAAUUUUUUUACAUUUUAUUGAAAAAUACCAAUUUUUAAGUGUUUAUAAGCAGAGAAAAAAAAUUAGAUAGGAUGAAACUUUUUCCCCCCAUUUUGUUUGUUUGUGUAUUGUUUGUUUGAAAGCAGAGGGUCUGUUAUUAAAUUUGCUAUAUUGUUAUGUUUAUAUAUUUUUAGAAUGAAAAUUUUCCUGGAAAGCAUUUUGUGAAACUUAUGAAAAUCAUAAAAAAUGCUGGCGGCAACUUUUCAAAAAAUGACUUCCGGGGAAUGAGUUAAGUUGUACAAAGUCCUUAGCAACUGCAUCUACUCACAAAAAUAAAGUUUUGAUAUAUUUACUGUAGGAAAUUUACUAAAUAUCUUCAUGGCAUAUUUAUUUUACUUACUUUUACUUAAUAUCCUAAUUAUGUUUGGCAUAAAAGAAAAAUUGAUAAUUUUGACCCAUACAAUGUAUUUUUGGUUAUUGCUACAAAUAUACCCCUGCGACUUAUGACUGGUUUUGUGGUCCAAAGUCACGUUAAGUAUUUAAACAGCAUUUUGUAAUCUUUGUUAAAGCUGCAUUUAACUGAUUUGUUUAAAAAAUUGAUUCAGCUUUUGAGCAAGUACUAAAAAAAAAUUUGUUCAAAACCCUCUCUUCUUUACUCUGAUUCACAAUGGUUCAGAGUCGCUUUUUGAAGCUUCGAAUCAAUUAAACCAAUUGCUUCGCAAAUUGAUUCAGUUUUUCGAAGCGUUCAAAACACCAUACACGCUGGCGACACCUGCUGGUCAAAAUAGUGUAAAAGCAGCAAGAUCUGUCCAAACAUUUUACCCUUUUAACAAAAUGAUAGCAAGAUUGUUCUAAAAAUGUUUUUAAGAAAAAUACAUUAUUUAAUUUAAUACAAAAUUAAAAGUGUAUUCUGUGUUUUUAGUUUUAUGUAUGGCAAACAAAUCAUUAAAACUAACUCCCAUUUUAAUUAUGCACAAUUUUGUCAUUAAAUCUGUCUAUAAACAAAAAGUAGACCAACUGGUAGUGUUAUUAGUCAGAAGGAUGAAUGUUUUAUGAACUUUUACAAUAUAACUGACCCGUGUUCACCUACACUGGUUUUUUUUUUUGAUCAACUCCCCCUAGUGGUGAAUCGUUGGAUUUUCGAAACGUUUCGAAACAGUUAUGAAGUAAUGAAGCCUCAUUUGCUAAAAUCACAUGACUUUGGCUAGUUUGAAACAAGCUCCGAACCAAUGAUUCGAAACAAAAAAUUCGUAAAUGUUUCGAAGCCUCAUGAAGCGUGCUUCGAAAUCGCCCAUCACUUGUGCUAUCAAAAUAUCUUCUAUUGUGUUUAUCAGGAAAAAAAACUCAUACAGGUUUAAAAACAACACGAGUAUGAGAAAAUGACGACAACAUUUUAAUUUUUAGGUAAACUAUCCCCUUAAAUUCAACUUGCAUGCAUAAAAUAACCUGCAUUUUUUUGUUUGAUUUACAGUAGACAUGGCAAUAGAGAGACAAAAAUUACAGAUAGCUGCUUUAAUGUUAGUUCAUUCACAUACAGUUCACGGUUUAUGUUAGUUCAUUGUGCAUUAACUAAUGUUAAUGUUAACUGUUGAGUUUAAUUAUGUAUCUGUAAAUGUUGAAAUUAACAUUUACUAAGAUGAAUAAAUGCUAUAGAAGUGUUGUUCAUUGUUAGUUUAUGUUACCUAUAGUGUUCUCAAUUAUACGGUAGAUGAGUCUAACACAAAAAAAAAACAUUUAAAGUAGGAAUUUUAU